Messenger RNA from Eruca vesicaria subsp. sativa (arugula), 1020 nucleotides. NCBI's taxonomy places the organism in Eukaryota, Viridiplantae, Streptophyta, Magnoliopsida, Brassicales, Brassicaceae. The record is from the annotation of a GenBank genome assembly.
AUGGAGGAGAUUGAAGGAACCAACAGAGCAGCUGUGGAGAGUUGUCAUAGAGUUCUUAACCUCUUAUGCAGCAGACCACAUCAACAAGAUCAUCUGUACGACAUGAGUUUAUUGUCUGAAACUAGAGAAGUUGUGUUUGGGUUCAAGAGAGUGAGGAAUCUGUUAAGCAGCAGUGGUGUGGGUCAUGCCAGGUUUAGAAGAGCCAAGAUACCUCACACCCAUUUGUCUCAAACCAUCUUCCUUGAUCCUUGUCUCCAACCAACAGAACCUCAGAAAACACCGGUGAUGUUCCGGUCUGGUUGCCAUGAAUUGAGUUUGGGACCCACUGAUUCUCUCACUUUAGGGACCCGGCCUUUCAGUUUAAACUCAAAUGCCAAAGCUCCUCUCCUUCAGCUUAACCAGCAAGCAGUGCCUUGUUCGAAUUAUCUGAAUAUGUUUCCAGAACAUCAAAAGUUACAUGAACUGUUACAGUCUCACCAUCAUCAUCAGCAGCAGCAGCAGAGACAUCAAGCUGAGAUGAUGCUUAGGAAAUGCAACAGCGGGAUAAGCUUGAGCUUUGAUAACUCGAGUUGUACUCCAACCAUGUCAUCCACUAGGUCCUUUAUUUCAUCGCUUAGCGUAGAUGGUAGCGUUCUCGAAGGAAAUAACUCCUUCCAUUUGGUAGGGGCUCCGAGUUCAACGGAUCAGAGUUCACAACACUCUAAGAGAAAGUGCGGGAGCUCUAGCAGAUGCCACUGCUCUAAGAAGAGGAAACAUCGGGUUAGGAGAUCGAUUAGAGUGCCUGCUAUAAGUAACAAGGUUGCAGAUAUCCCUCCUGAUGAUUAUUCGUGGCGGAAAUAUGGUCAGAAACCCAUCAAGGGCUCUCCCUAUCCCAGGGGAUACUACAAAUGCAGUAGCAUGAGAGGUUGUCCAGCGAGGAAGCACGUUGAGAGAUGUUUGGAAGAUCCAGCGAUGCUUAUUGUUACUUAUGAAGCUGAGCAUAACCAUCCCAAAUUGCCAUCUCAAACCGUAACAACUUAA